This is a messenger RNA of Mesorhabditis spiculigera, 675 nucleotides long. NCBI's taxonomy places the organism in Eukaryota, Metazoa, Nematoda, Chromadorea, Rhabditida, Rhabditidae. The record is from the annotation of a GenBank genome assembly.
AUGGCCCACCAUCCGCAUCAUCACCAACAUCCCUUUAUUCCAGCUGUCUCUUCAUUUAACCAGGGCGCCGGGAUGUCCGUAUUCGGCCUUCAGCAGCUGUUUCCCGACGGUAAACCGGUGGCCCAUUUGGCUCCGUUGACAAUUAUUGCCCCGCCCAGCGGUUCGUGCAUUCAGACGUGCAGCAGCUCCGCCGCCGGCCCACUCCUCAUUGCCGGCGAGCCAAACAACAACCGGGGUUGCUUCGCCCGUUCGUCGACCCCAUCAUCGUCAAUCUCGAACCCAUCGUCGAGUACAGAUGGAGAAUCGUCAUCUUCCCCUUCAUCCCGUGUCAUCGUCAGAACAUAUCCGAAGAAGCGCAAGGAGGUCGUCAAGACUUAUUGGGAACGUCGAAAAAAGAAUAAUGAUGCGGCAAAACGGAGUCGAGAUCAGCGGAGGCUAAAAGAAGAUGAGGUGGCAUCUCGCGCGCUGAGUCUCGAGCGGGAGAAUGCAAUGCUGAGGGAAGAGUUGCAGCGGCUACGCGCAGAGACAUCGGCCCUUCACACUAUUAUUGUCGGCGGAUCUGCACAAGUGAUCCAACGACAACUCUCCGCCCCCACACCACAACUUCAUCCAGCGCACCACUCUGUCAUCAGAUCCACGUCCCGGGAAACUGUAUUCGUACAGGGACCCACCAGA